This is a messenger RNA of Chanos chanos (milkfish), 2099 nucleotides long. RefSeq names its product multiple inositol-polyphosphate phosphatase 1b (gene minpp1b). Gene Ontology annotation, molecular function: inositol phosphate phosphatase activity; acid phosphatase activity. NCBI's taxonomy places the organism in Eukaryota, Metazoa, Chordata, Actinopteri, Gonorynchiformes, Chanidae. The transcript has 5 exons. Bases 35 to 1417 code for a protein of 460 amino acids. The record is from RefSeq and is a predicted model, not a curated record.
UGUGGCAAACAUAUCUUUCUGUCUGCUGUACAGUAUGAAGUCGAUUCUGUCUAAUAGGAAAUUUCUUAUCACUGCUUUAUCUAUAACGCUGGCACGGUUUUCAUACAGCCAACUUGCGAAACCAUCAGUACCAGCGAUUGCAAAUUAUUUUGGAACGAAAAGUAGAUAUGAGGAUGUGAAUCCACACCUUUUGGAUGACAUUGUGUCUAUCAACAAAUCUCUGUUGGGACCACCGUCCUCGAAUUGCCAUGCAGUCCACUUGACUGCGGUCAUUAGACACGGAACACGUUACCCAACGACAAAGAACAUCAAAAGGAUGAUUCGCCUUUAUGAUCUUAUUGCAAGUGCGGCAACGAGUCCUCAGCCAUGGGUAAGGGAAAUUAAAACUGAAUGGAAGAUGUGGUACACUGAGGAUAUGGAUGGCAAACUUGUGGAGAGAGGAAGAGACGAUCAUAGGCAUCUGGCUAUCAGGUUGUCCAAAUCAUUUCCAACUUUGAUAUCCAAGGAGAAUCUUCUAAACAACAACCUGAAGUUUAUCACUAGUUCCAAACACCGGUGCAUCGAUAGCAUCCAAGCUUUUCAAGAAGGCCUGUUCGGCCUCUGGAAUAUGGAAGAUUAUGAUUUCAAACACACUGUGGAUGAUACCCUGAUGAGAUUCUUCGAUCACUGCCAAAGGUUUGUUGAGGAUAUUGAAAACAGCAAAACCGCUCUGAAAGAAGUGUCUCUGUUUAAGUCUUCGGCGGAGAUGGGGAUAGUCCAGAGGAAAAUUGCUGAUAAGCUGCAACUUCCCCACAGCCUUGUGACAGCAGAUUUGGUUGAGGCAGCAUUCUUCUUGUGCUCAUAUGAGUUUGCCAUUAAGUCUGAGAACUCUCCGUGGUGCAAUCUUUUUGAUGUGCAGGAUGCUAAAGUUUUGGAAUACAAAAAUGAUCUUAAACAGUACUGGAAAAGGAGCUAUGGACAUGACAUCAACCGCAAAUCCAGUUGCACUCUCUUUCAUGACCUCUUCAGGCGCCUUGAUGAAGUUGCGUAUGACCUCAGGAAUGGUCAGAUAAAGAAGACGGCGACCAUUCAGGUUGGACAUGCUGAGACCCUUCUACCUCUGCUCACUCUUUUUGGCUUCUUCAGGGAUAAUAAGCCUCUUACUGCAGAGGACUUUUCGCAGCAGCAAAAUCGCACAUUCCGCACGAGUCAGAUAGUGCCUUAUGCUGCAAACUUAGUCUUUGUCCUGUAUGACUGCAGUGAUGGGCUCAGACUGCAGUUCCUGCUCAAUGAGAAACCUAUGGCUUUUCCUGAUAUAAGUACGCCAACACCAUUAUAUGAUACUGUCAGGAAGCACUACAAAGAGCUCCUGGAUGGGUGUAACUUUGAGAAGGAGUGUGCAUCACCCAAAGCCAACUUUAAGAAUUCUGAACUAUGAGAAGCAAAAGAAGUGAAUGACUAAACACCUUGACCAAAUAAAAUUGUUUUUUUUUUUUUUUUUUUACCUUUUUCCAAAAUAUAUUGUAUCUUUUAAUUGUAUUGAAGCUGUUUAAGGCACAGCGUUUGUCCACCUUUGUUUGCGUUACAUGUGUUCUCAUAUUGAGAAUGAUUGUGUGUGUAUGUGUAUGUAUACACAAUAUACGUACACACCCACAAACUGGUUUUCAGCUACUUCUGUGUCAUGUGAUGUUAGGAGGUCCUUUGACUAUAUUUCUAUACUUUAUGUACUCUGAUCAUAUUUAUGAGAAGGAAGUUCUUCCUUCAAACUGUGUGAUUCAAAACUGAUAUCUGUUGAAUUGAGGAUUGUUUACAGAUAGGUUCAUUGUAAUUCACUGGCUUUAGGGUACCAAAUUUUCUGACGGGUUACGGGGCCUUUGCUCUUGCAGAUAUUUUGUUAAAUAAUUUGCCAUGUCAUCUGUAAUUGCAGAUUUCAUUUCACUUUUUGUUGUGAGACAAGUUUUCAAUGUUUGAGAGAGAAGGGUUUGCAUCUAAGUUGACACAACCUAACCGACAUUUAUGUCGUAAAAGUCCGCUACCUCAGCCAGUUAGACCAAAGUCUUUGUUGGUCUGGUCAUAUGACUCCUGUUGAAACAUCCUGUAAAUUGGACGACAAGAGUGGG